Molecule: messenger RNA, 1443 nt
Organism: Aspergillus ibericus CBS 121593
Lineage: Eukaryota; Fungi; Ascomycota; Eurotiomycetes; Eurotiales; Aspergillaceae
Exons: 5
Coding region: 93-1343 (416 amino acids)
Source: RefSeq, a predicted model, not a curated record
CUCCUGAUUGCCUCCGAGCGGAUCAAACCUCCUUCCCGCAACACCUGUCCGUCCGUCCGUCCGUCCUUCUACCUCGAUUUCUUUCGGUAGCCAUGGCAUACUACGAGCCUCAGGGUUGGCAGGCGCCCUCUACGCGCCAGGCAUCUUGGGAGCAACCAGCUCCCCCGUCGCGCUCAGGAUCGAGCUCCGUUUCUCAACGCGAAGAGGUGCCGGCCUUUUCUUCUCAGUUCGAUGAGGUCGACCGUGCUAUUGACAACUUGGUCAAGAGUGGGAAGCUGUGGGCUGCACCCCGGAGGGACUCGAUGCCUAUGAUGAUGGGCCGUCCCUACCCCGAAUAUGAUCCCCGUGUGGUCAACACGAUGACACAGCGUCAUCACUCGAUCAGCGAGUUCGACUCUCGGAUGCACCCGACUCCCAACGUUCAGGGCUUCUAUGCCUCGCAGCGAUUCCAGGGUCGCCCCAAUGAAGUAGAACAGAUGAUGCAAGCGAAGCGUCGGAUGGCGGCACAGCGUGAGAGGGAGCUCCGCAACUAUCACCAGGAGCAACAGUACAACCGAAGCCUGCUUGCCGAAAUGUCUGGAAACAAGUCCGAUCGCUCGCUCAGCCCGGCCGCCAUGAGCGAGGAAAGCCGCCGCGAGCUUCUCGCUCGUCAGCAUAGGGCUCUGUACGGCAACGACAGCCCCGCGUUCUUCCCUCCCGCCGGUCUCGCCGAUGACGGCACCCGCUCCGAAAGCCAGGCAGGUGGCACUCCGACCUCGACAACCGGUGUUCGUGGCCCUUCUCCGCGCAGCGUUGAUCCGUUCGGUCUCGCGCAGACCCCUGUCCAGGGCAGUGCCGACGGCGUUGCCCAGGCUGCUGCCGGCGCCGCCUCACUGCAGUCGCCUUCUCGCGCCAACAGCGCCUCCUCUCCCAGCUCCGCCAUCAAUCCCGUCUUCGGCAAAUAUGACAGUGCGGAUCAGCCCGUGACCUCGACGUCGUCCCCCGGUGGUGCCGAUUCGCCUUCCUCGAGACAGGGACCCUCCAAGUCGAUGGCGGGGCCAAUUGGCUCUGUUGGGCCGAUUGGAACUCGUCCCCUUCCGCAGGCCGGUGCUGGUCAGGCUUCCAACCCGGCGCUGAACAAGCGCUCCACGACCCCUCUGCCGUCUCCCUUGGGAUUUGGCUUUACUCCGGGUGAUGCCGCUGGUCCCGAUCGCUCCGGUUCAUCCGUGUCCAACCCUCCUACUGCUUCGGCUGCAACUGGCGUCAAGGAUACCUCCGGUGGAGUUGGACUUGGCUGGGGCAACAGCAGCGGCGUCUGGGGAUCGAAGAACGGUCUCGGAGUCCAGGCGUCGGUCUGGGGUUGAACGACCGCGGGCGGAUAAUCGACUACCACACAUCAUUUGUUUGGCAUGUGUUCGCUUCUGUGCAGUGGCGUUCUAAGAGGGGGUUUCGUUUUUGAUACUA